This is a messenger RNA of Phytomonas sp. Hart1, 5097 nucleotides long. The record is from the annotation of a GenBank genome assembly. Lineage: Eukaryota; Euglenozoa; Kinetoplastea; Trypanosomatida; Trypanosomatidae.
AUGACGUCACAGCCUCGAGAGGGGGCAUCUGCGGGGGUAGGAGAAGGAGGAGGGAGGAACCCUCCACACGAGCGCGCACGAAGGCUGUUAGAGGCUCGCCUUCAAGGGGAGUGGCCCCGGCGUGAGAGCACGCCCGGGGCUUCUAUUCCCCAACUGGCCUUGACCCGCCAGCGGGAGAUCCUCAUUCGUGACUUCAACGCCCAUCUCGCGAACUGCGAGAUUUCGAACCGGCGAUGGUGGAAGGAGGUCUCGGCGCGGCACGCCGCGGGUUUGGCGGCUUUAACUGAAGAGCGCGAUACGGCGCGGGCGGCCUUGGCACAGCUUCAGGAGGAGCAAACCUCCUCGAUUAUGGCAUUGGCCGCCCUCCAAGUGGAGUUGGAGGAAUCACAUAGAGCUGUGGCCAACUGGUCGGCAAGAUGUGAGGGGUUAGGGGCUGAAAAUGAGCAGCUAAAGGGCGAGCUGUCUGAUCAAGCGAACCGCUUUGAGGAGCUGCAGAAGGAAACUCAGUCAACACAAGCAGAGUGUAGUCAAGCGAUCGAAGCGUUAGCGAAUGCUCGGGUGGAGUAUCAGAAGCUAAGAAAGCAGACUGCAGAUCAGGUUGAGGAGCUGCAGCAUGCAUUUGAGGAAGCGCACACGCUGGCGGCCUCUUUAGAGAUCGAUCGAACGCAGUCUAACAAGCUAUUAGAGGACGAAAAGGCCAUGGUAGCGCAUCUUCUAGGCGAAAUAGAAGUGUUGGAGCAAAAAGUCAACUCACGAGCUGAGGAAAUCGUCAACGUCAAUUUCCCCUUUGAAAACCUGUUUUUGGGAGUUACCGAUGAUAGUAAGCCCGCUACUGAGGUAGCUGCUAGCCAUUCAACAGCCGACCUAAAUGCGGUAGAAAAGGCGCUUCAGUCUGCGAAUCAGAUUAUCGUGGACCUUCAUGUGAGGCUUGAGGGGACACAGUCGGCGUUGGCUGAAUCGCGGGCCGCGCGUGAUCACCACCAAAGGGAAGUCAAUGACCUAAAAGCACUACUAGAAGUGAAAUGCGCAGAGCGUGAACGGUUAGCUGCUGCACUGCUUCUAUCCCAGGAGCCGUUUGAACUGUGCGGCGAGCUUCAUCAAACGCUUGCCGAGCCAACAGAGGUAGCUAGCGUGUCUGGAGGGAAUCCCUUCAGCGCUUUCGAUGAUCUUGGUGGAGAAUCUAUGAGUAUGUUCACACCAAGCACGAGCAGAGUUUCGCUGGUGCAUUCGAAUCUAAUCUCCUCACGUCCCCAGGAUGGUUUACCAAUGGAUCAGCAGGCUGAUGAUGAAAUAUUUGGCGACGAGCAAGGAUUUGGUUCUUAUGAUGAAGAGGUAGAUAAUUUUGCUAAUGAUCAUAGUGCAGGCAGUAUGGAUAUCUCUACGAGAAAUUUAUCCGAUAAAAGGCCAGAAAACAACCCUUUCGUUGGGAUUAGCCUCAGGGAAGAGGUGUGGGAAUCUGAGAUUCGUACCAACAACAAACUAGAGGACAGUAAUUUUUCCAACAAUCUUAGAGAGCCCCUUUCUGAGGUCAAAGAAUUCCACUUUGAUUCACGCAGAACAAUGAAAAAUUAUGACGCUGUAGAAAGGCAAAACGAAUUUAGAGAUUCUCAAGAUUAUCAAUGCGAAGAGAAGAAUGAAGAGGAAGCAUUCACUAACAAAGGGGGUCGGACAGAGUUGAACAUGGGAGUAAUGUGUAAAUUAAUCGAAGGUAAAUAUGAGGUUCAAAACUUGUGGCUGCAUAAGCCGAGAGGAGGGGAUGGCCUAGAGGUGGCACCUGGGGAGCCAUUAUCCUCUUUUCCAGAAGGUGGAAUCAAAAGAAGCUUAAAUACGGAUUUUUUUCAAGGCAGUGCUUUCAAUACGCUUACACAAGGGGUGAAGUGUGAGUUAACGUCAUCGAAGAAUGAUCUACCACACCUCAUUUCGGUGGAUCGAGAAGAGGGCAAACGCUUAUGUAGUGCAGCGGCCGAUAUGUCCACGAUGGGAAAUUACAUUCACAAGUUGGAAAGACAGUUGGAGACGUUACAACUAAGACUGAAUGCGUAUGAACAUGAGCGCUCUCAACCCUUCCCUGAGAUGGAGGAAAUUAGGCGAAAAUACGCGGAAACCCAGCACCGUUUGCUAAUGGCUGAGCGUGAAAAUGCGGAGCUCGCGUUACAGUUGGCCACGAUGCGGUCUCGUACUAUCCCUAUGGAGGGGCUUGGGGACGUGAGGGGGGGGCAGGGGCCCGCCAUCGGUACGAGCGUGAACGCGGACAAUUGUCUUGCGGCCGCUGGUGAGAUUGGACAUUUAGGGAACACCGCGGACUCAGGAACGUUAGGGAGUUUCCCGUUAGGCUUAGCCUUGGGCGGUACGAACGACAUUUCUUUGUUUGGUGAUGGGUCUGGCUCUGGUGUGGGGCGGAAUGGCCAUCACUGGAGUGCGGCUGCUGGGGAAGGGGUGUCGGCUUCGCUUCCGGCCUGUGAAUCCCACUUCGUGGGGGGUGUUCGAGCAGGCCGGAUCCCUUCCUCCACGACGCCAUGUGCGUUUGAGGAUCUCACCGGCGGCGGUGCGGGCGAUGAGGGGUCGAAAUCUCUCCAGCCAACUCGCCAUUCCGAUGAGUUGAUGUCGUCGGCUCUGGCCAUGGAGGAUCUGGGUCACCGCUACGCGGACGCGCAACAUCGGCUGACGCUUUCGGAGGAAGCACGUUCUUUGCUUGAGUCGGAGGUGCAGGAGCUGCGCACGCGUGUGGAGGACCUGGGGAUCCAGCUGUGGGAGGCCCAGCAGGGUAUUAGGCCAACAAAUGAAGCGCUCCCCAGCGUCCGUUCUACUGAGGCCCUGGGGCCGAAUCCCUUUUUGGAUAUUCUUCCCCCUAUCCCGACGCUUGAGCAGAAUGAUGGAGUGAUUCUGCAUAAAAGCAGCAAACUGAGCUCUUUCCAGGCUCUUAUUGAGCGGUUUGAAAGUGUCAGUGGCGGCGAUGCCGUUUUAUCCGAUGAGUUUCAACGCCAGCUAGAGGAACUAAAAGGUUAUCACGACCAAGAGCUUGAGGAUUUGGCCGAAAAUGCGGCAGCGCAAAUAGCCGAGCUUGAAGCAACCUACACACAGCGUAUCACGAAUAUGGAGGAUGAAAUGCGCGAUCUCUUGUCAAGACAAGACCAAGGUGCAUCCUCCACCCGUGAGGAUGGCCGUCAUCAACCAACCAGUACGUCGAACGAGGCAAGAGAUGACGAUGGCCAGGACGAUAAACUGAAUACUCAGAGUACGUGUAUCCAGAGCUUGAACGAUGCAUUGACUGAGAUGAAAGGAGCGGUCGAACGCUUUGAGGUUGAGCACGAGGCUGAUUUACAGGCAGUCGCGCAAGCAAUUGAUAUUCAGUUAUUGGAAAAUGAUAAGAUUCUGGAAAGACGUUUGGAGCAGCAGCGUAUAUUUUAUGAAGGUCAUAUUAGCGAUCUAGAGGAUGCUUUGAAGCAGCAGCAAGAGGCAUAUUUUAAGCUUGAGACUGAAUCCGCCAGCGCCGUCAGAGCCUUGAGCGACAAUGCGGAAUCUCAGGCUGCUUACUGGCGCGAUGAGCACUCCAAGCUCAGCUUGAAUUUUCAGAAACUACUGAAAGAGUACGAGGGCUCUAUGCACAAUUUACAAACCUUGCAGGAACACAAGGGGCAAACUCAACAUCAGGAGGAAUUAAAUAUCAAUUCCAAGGCUGCAUUUCUACUUAACCCACAGCUGCAGGAUCGUCCUGAGGACAUAAAUAGUUACAUACAUGUUACUCAGGAUAACACUUCUGGGUGCGAUGUACAGUUUCAAGUUACACAAGGAGAGUUCGAAAAAAUUAGGACGCAGUGCACUGCACAGGUAACUCAUCUUGAGGAAACAUUGGAAAAAAGGAUGAAGGAGAUCGAACAUUUAACUCAAAGCAACGACGAGCUUGGGGUGCUUCUUAAAGGCGGCGCAAGCACGAUGCAAACCAAGCUACAAGAUCAACAAGAGCAAAUUGAGUCAGCCAAUCUAAGAGUUCACCAACUGGAGGAGGAGUUGUCCCGCUCACAGGAUGAACUUGUUCAGUGUGCAAACAUGAUCGAGCUACUAAAAGGCACCGAGAAGGCUGCCCAGGAGCAAGUUCUGAGUGCCGUGGCUAUACAACGUGAUCUCAGCACUCAAUUACAUGAGGCGAAGCGCCGUGUAUGGGAAGAGCAACAUGCAGCAGCUCAAAAGCUUCAGAGUGUGGUCCGAGAACUGGAACAAAAAGAAGAACAGGUGAAGUAUCUUCACACGCGUGAGAUUGAGGAUCUUCAGAAGCAGUUAGAGAGCAUCCGGGUAGAGUUAGAAGUACCUCAGACCAUGCCCACUACAUUUACCUUAGAGGAUGAGAAGUUUGAAUUAGUCAAGCAACGUCUCACAGACGCACUGGUGAAUAAUGAUCAAUUACAAGCCUCAUUACGCGAUGCGAGCGCAGAGAUACAAGUUCUACACGGUGUGGUAGAUCCCAAAAACUCUAGCCAAAGGGAGAGUACGACUUCUAUCAGCAGCAAUGACGCUCCGGCCGACUCGCUUCUGCAGCAUAUCAUGAAACUCGAGUUCCGUAUUAAAGAGCUUACAAACGAUCGUAGUACACUAGAGGAUGAAAAAGCUGAAUUAGAGAACAAUCUCAAAGAUGCCGUGAGUAAAAUAAAUGAGAAGGAAAAGAUCUUACAGCGACAGAAAAUCGAAAUUCAGAAUUUACAUCAUCAGUUGUUGAGCAUUCAGGAGAAUCUUGAGGAAAAGACUCGGGAGCAUCAACAUCUAUCACAUGAUUUGAGCCUAGUCCAGGAGAAUUCCAUUCAGCUCGCCACGGCCUACGAGGAGUUGCAGAGUCAUUCGAUUAAUGAUGCACAUUAUAUUACCGCCCAGAAGCAUAUGGAGGCAUUGCUGAUGGCGAAGAUGAUAUGUGUACCACUUUUCCUACAGGAGUAUCUUGAUGCUAUUUUCGGCAAUUUUAUGCUUUUGGUCGUUCCCGAGUGGAAACAAAGACAUUUGUUGGAACAGUGCGACACUGUCGAUAGGUUGGAAAAGGGAGAAAUUUUGACAGAGGUGGCGUUGGUGGAUGCUCAUCAGGCAAAACUAUCACAAAAAAAAAUAGAUUAA